This is a messenger RNA of Kogia breviceps (pygmy sperm whale), 2717 nucleotides long. RefSeq names its product actin related protein 3 (gene ACTR3). NCBI's taxonomy places the organism in Eukaryota, Metazoa, Chordata, Mammalia, Artiodactyla, Physeteridae. Gene Ontology annotation, molecular function: actin filament binding. The record is from RefSeq and is a predicted model, not a curated record. Gene Ontology annotation, biological process: Arp2/3 complex-mediated actin nucleation. Gene Ontology annotation, cellular component: Arp2/3 protein complex; actin cortical patch.
UCUUGGCUUCCCGGGGAAAGGCGGCGCGAGGGGAAGAAGUUGUAGGGUGGGGGCAGGAGCGAGGAGGAGGGGAGAGAGAGGGGGAGGAGGCCGCGGCGGGGCAGGGCGGGGACUGCCUGCCCGCCCGGGUUGCGGAAGUGGUAGCCGCUGACCGAGCCUGCUGCUCGCUCGCUACUGCUUUGGCUUCCCGGCUCCCCCGCGGACGGAGAGGGCGGCCUGGCCGUGGAUGGUCAGAUAGCCUCUACCUCUCGCCGCCCAUCCCUGGCCCCAACCGGCACGGAGCAGACGGCGGCAGCGGCAGCAGCAGGCGAGGAGGAAGAUGGCGGGACGGCUGCCGGCCUGUGUGGUGGACUGUGGCACGGGGUAUACAAAACUAGGAUAUGCUGGAAAUACGGAACCACAGUUUAUCAUCCCUUCCUGUAUUGCUAUUAAGGAGUCAGCAAAAGUGGGUGAUCAGGCUCAAAGGAGAGUGAUGAAAGGUGUUGAUGACCUAGACUUCUUCAUUGGUGAUGAAGCAAUAGAAAAACCUACGUAUGCAACAAAGUGGCCAAUCCGCCAUGGUAUAGUUGAAGAUUGGGACUUGAUGGAAAGGUUUAUGGAGCAAGUGAUCUUUAAAUAUUUAAGGGCGGAACCUGAAGACCAUUAUUUUCUUUUGACUGAACCUCCACUGAAUACUCCAGAAAACAGGGAAUAUACUGCUGAAAUAAUGUUUGAGUCCUUCAAUGUUCCAGGCUUGUACAUUGCUGUACAGGCUGUUCUUGCCUUAGCCGCAUCGUGGACCUCCAGACAAGUAGGAGAACGGACGUUGACCGGUACGGUAAUAGACAGUGGAGACGGUGUCACUCAUGUCAUCCCUGUGGCUGAAGGGUAUGUGAUUGGCAGCUGUAUUAAGCACAUUCCAAUCGCAGGACGAGAUAUAACAUAUUUUAUUCAGCAAUUGCUGAGAGACCGAGAAGUAGGAAUUCCUCCAGAGCAAUCCUUGGAAACUGCUAAGGCAGUAAAGGAGCGCUAUAGUUAUGUCUGCCCAGAUUUAGUAAAAGAAUUUAACAAGUAUGAUACAGAUGGAUCAAAGUGGAUUAAACAGUAUACUGGAAUCAAUGCUAUCUCAAAGAAAGAAUUUUCCAUUGAUGUUGGAUAUGAGAGAUUCUUGGGACCUGAAAUAUUUUUUCAUCCAGAGUUUGCUAAUCCAGACUUUACUCAGCCUAUCUCAGAAGUUGUAGAUGAAGUAAUUCAGAAUUGUCCUAUUGAUGUCAGACGUCCUCUCUACAAGAAUAUUGUCCUCUCUGGAGGUUCAACCAUGUUCAGGGACUUCGGACGUCGCUUGCAAAGAGAUUUGAAAAGAACUGUAGAUGCCAGGCUGAAAUUAAGUGAGGAAUUGAGUGGUGGUAGAUUGAAGCCCAAACCUAUUGAUGUACAAGUCAUUACACACCACAUGCAGCGAUACGCAGUUUGGUUUGGAGGAUCCAUGCUGGCUUCCACUCCUGAGUUCUACCAAGUAUGCCACACCAAAAAGGAUUAUGAAGAAAUUGGACCUAGCAUUUGUCGUCACAAUCCAGUGUUUGGAGUCAUGUCGUAAAAUUGGCUUCAUAGUUUAUUGGGGUUAGGGAGGUGGGGAAGAAAUAAUCUUUCUGAUUACCUGUUUUGUCUGGAGGAUGGCUGGUUUUGAGGUUGUAAACCUGACUUGAAAUAAUAAGACCAAACAUAAUUAUACAGGAAUAUUUUAAUAAGUAUAUCAACAUGCGAAUGUAGAGGAGAGCCAAAACGAUUAAGUGUUUUUCUUUAGAUUGAAUAUUUGAAUCUUACGUGUAACAAAAAGAAGUGGGUUUUAGUUCUUUCUGUGCCCUGCUAUUUUGUAUAUUAUUGAAUUAUCCAAGAUUUGAUGGGAUUUAUCGGUAUGUAGAUAGCUCUAUAAUGCUUGAAUUGUACACUCUGAAGUGUGCAAUGCAAGAGCUUGUUUAUAUUUCAUACUUUUUAUACUUUGAGGAAAAAAAAGUCAAAGAAAAACUAGUAUUUGAGGGAAAAAAAGUGACCAAGUAAAGGAUAAAUACAAAAAAUAGCCUGUGAGACUUGGCAUACACACACACUCAUGGGAUUCCAGUUAUUAGGAAGUGCUUCCAUACCCUGUGCCCCCCAAUGGUUUUCUUUGCAAGUGCUUUUGGAACUAAGAAGCUAGUAUCUUGGAUUAACUGAUGCCUGCUAGUGCUUUCUGAUUACUCGCAUUCUGUUUUCUCGCUUUAAAGGAAAAGUAAAGACAAGACUGUUGGACCAGUAUUGCAGUUCUGCAGUGUCAUUUCUUAUUAAAAAAUGAAUAAUUUGAUUACCCAAAUUGGUAUAUUUAAAGCCUAACACCAUUCUAAUAAAGGCACAGAUUUCUUUUUAAUACUUGUUUCAAGCUCUUUAAUCUCUUUAUAAGUUAACUAAUAAAUCUAUUUUCUUCAAACCUCUGCAGUAGUUCUUUAAAAAUCACAACAGUUGGUUAGCAAGCUGACUUUUUUAUGUGCUCUAAACAAAUAAUUGUGAACUUUUAAUAUGUUGAGUGCUUUCAUUUUGAUAACUGGAUCUCCAUUUGAUAUUUUCAUUUGUAUAACUCAUUUGCAGUCUGAACAUAUUUUUAGUGCCAGUCCCUGACAUAUCAUGGAAAGUUAAUUUUCAUUGCAUUUUAAAAUAUCUGGAUCAUGAAGAACAAGUGAUGAAAAUAAAUUAAAACUGAAUUACCU